CUCGAGAAAAUCCCAAACAUCCAAUCGUGGGGGGCGGUGUCCAACUCUUUGAUUUAAGUGAAUCACGAUUCUCAUUGGGACCGUAAGGUUGAGAAUCCAAUAUCAUUCCUGCUGGUGUCACAGACUUGCUGUAGCAUGUCUCAUUCAAUGAAACAUCCGCGAUGAUAGUUACUAUAAUUUUGGGAAAUCUUCUUUGACCUCACACAUGGCGCCAGCGGUUAGGCAGGAUCUUCUUCCUGUACAUGAAGGACCUCGCCUGAUUUUGUACUAUCAAACACAUCAUGACUCCUUGGGCAACGUUAUCUCGGUCCUUCCUCUCAUCACCAAAAGCACAGGAGUUACGCACGUCAUAGUCGCAGCGAUACAUAUUAAUAACGGACCGGGGAAUAUCACACUUAACGAUGAUCCGCCGGACGCCGCCAAGUUCAAUACUCUCUGGCAGGAAGUGGCAUGGCUCCAGGGCUCGGGAAUCAAGGUGAUGGGCAUGCUCGGAGGAGCGGCGCAUGGCAGCUUUCUACGGCUCAGCGGAGAUGAUUCUUCCUUCGAGGCAUACUACCGCCCUCUCGAAGAGGUGGUACGGAGACAUCGCCUGGAUGGACUCGACCUCUCGAUCGAAGAAGAAAUCCCCGUCGCAUCUGUCCAACGGCUCCUAACCCGCCUCCGCUUGGACUUCGGACCGUCCUUCAUCCUUUCACUCGCUCCCGUCGCUACAGCUCUGAUACCCGGGUUACCGCAUCUUUCGGGCUUCUCCUACUUUGAACUCGAGACAUGGUGCCAAUCGCUCGUCACGUCCACACCCGAGGCGCCACCGACUGCGCCCAUCAUAUCGUUCUACUCCGCCAUCACCUACUGCAACUGGGGCGACGCCUCGAAUCCGUUCCUUUACGCCUCCUUGAUCGCUCAAGGAUGGGACCCUUCCCGAAUCGUCCUUGGCUUAAUCACCAACCCCGCGAACGGUGCAGGCCACGUCCACUUACCCCGAAUGAAGACCGUUCUCGCCGCCGUGCGGGCCGCGUUCCCAAAUUUCGGCGGCGUGAUGGGCUGGGAGUAUUUCAACGCGGGGCUUGAGCGGGAGGGGACGAACGAGCCAUGGGAGUGGGCCCAAGAGCUAGGAUCGGUGAUACGGACGCGUUCGACAGGUGUCCAGCCGAGCAUUGAUGCUAGAUUGCGGAACCCGGCUCAGGCCUGGGGAGGGCAGCUGCAAACACGGUGGAAAGGGGAAGAUUUGGACACGCUCAUGGCGCUGGGAGUGGAUAUGGCGGAGGCGAUUCAGGCCAUGGAUGCGGCGGAUGGGAAUGUGGAUCUGGCUGCUUCCUUUUUGUUCGAUAGCUAAUCUGCACGGUUCAAGAACGUUGCAGGCCGGAGUGGGUGACUAUCGAACUGGUACCGCAGAUGCUUGCGGCGGGAAGAGGUGGUGGCACUGAAUGGGGCACGAAUAAAAAAUCGGCGAAGCCAGUAGUAUUCAACGAUGACUUCCAUCUAUCAAGAGAGGUUUCAUUCUCCUGAGUCAUCAAGGCUAUCCUGGCAUCGCCAGCCUACUAUCAGUUUGGCAGCGGUCUCCGAAGAUUGUCUUCACCACCAGGGUUCUAUCAUCGAACCAUCCGUUUCAACGCCUCAUACUUCUCGCCCACCAUCUACCCUCAUGGGGCCGGCAUAUGGAAUGGGUGAUGCCCGUACUCAAAUCCUGGAACAGCAGUUUGUUUGGAUGUUAGAUCAGAUGGUUUACAUGCGUCUCCUUAGGGAUUUGAGGAUGUACCUAUAUCCAGCAGGAGGAUGUAAACGAAUGGAUUAGCCAUUU
Messenger RNA from Eremomyces bilateralis CBS 781.70, 1798 nucleotides. Its product is annotated as glycoside hydrolase. Gene Ontology annotation, molecular function: protein binding; chitinase activity. Gene Ontology annotation, biological process: carbohydrate metabolic process. The coding region runs from base 206 to 1333 and encodes 375 amino acids. The record is from RefSeq and is a predicted model, not a curated record. NCBI's taxonomy places the organism in Eukaryota, Fungi, Ascomycota, Dothideomycetes, Eremomycetales, Eremomycetaceae. Gene Ontology annotation, cellular component: extracellular region. The transcript is spliced from 2 exons.